Messenger RNA from Columba livia (rock pigeon), 1657 nucleotides. RefSeq names its product prostaglandin E receptor 3 (gene PTGER3). Gene Ontology annotation, biological process: adenylate cyclase-activating G protein-coupled receptor signaling pathway; inflammatory response; positive regulation of cytosolic calcium ion concentration. The transcript has 2 exons. The record is from RefSeq and is a predicted model, not a curated record. Gene Ontology annotation, molecular function: prostaglandin E receptor activity. The coding region runs from base 315 to 1427 and encodes 370 amino acids. NCBI's taxonomy places the organism in Eukaryota, Metazoa, Chordata, Aves, Columbiformes, Columbidae. Gene Ontology annotation, cellular component: plasma membrane.
GAGCCGCCCCUGCGGCGGGGCACGGCCAGGGGCCCCGGACCGCUCCUGCGCCCCCAGCCACGUCCUGCGACCCCGCAGCGCACCCAAGCCCGAGGGAGGUGACGGACCGUGCCGGCUGUGACGGAGCGUUCCAGGCUGUGUGGUGCCGCCUCUCUCCCCCGUGCGGGAGGAGGCGCCUCCCGCGCCUGCCCCUGCCUCAUAACGGCUCCUCCCGCCGCGCACCGGCCGGCAGCGCUUACCGCUCCCGCCACUCCUCGUCCCGCCGCCGCGGCCCGGGCACGGAGCGGCCCCUCGGCGCUCCACAGCCCGGCGGGAUGAGCCGAGGCCCGCAGUGCCAGGGCGGCCCCAACGGCAGCGAGCCCAGCGCCAUGCCGGAAAACGGGACGGAGCGGGCGGCGUGCUGCGGGGCUGUCACCGUGGCGUUCCCGCUCACCUUCAUGGUCAUCGGCCUGGUGGGCAACAUACUGGCCCUGGUGCUGGUCGUCCGCUGCUACCGAGCCAAGGAUAACCAGCAGAAGCGAUCCUUCCUGCUGUGUAUCUUCUCCCUGGCGCUCACCGACCUGCUGGGGCAGCUGCUCAUCAGCCCCAUCGUCAUCGCCGUCUACCUGGCCAACCGCUCCUGGGACACCAUCGACCCCACGCACAACCUCUGCAUCUUCUUCGGCUUCAACAUGACAGUCUUUGGGCUCUGCCCACUCUUCAUCGCCAGCGUCAUGGCCGUGGAGAGGACUCUGGCCAUCCGCACGCCCCACUGGUACGCCAGCCACAUGAACGUGCGGGUGACCGCCCUGGUGAUGCUUGGCGUCUGCCUGUUCAUCUGCGCCUUUGGGCUCCUGCCUGUCAUCGGCCUGGGAGAGUACACGGUGCAGUGGCCUGGGACCUGGUGCUUUGUCAGCACCAGCAACAGCCAGCUCACCAGGAACCUCGUCUUCACCUCCAUUUUUGCCCUCCUGGGGAUCCUCUCGCUCGUGGUGACCGUGGUGUGCAACCUGGUCACCGUGGAGACCAUGGUGUCUCGCUGCCGGAACAAAGCGACCGUGUCGCACUCCAGCAAGCAGUGGGGACGGAUCACCGCAGAGACGCUGAUCCAGCUCUUGGGGAUCUCCUGUAUCCUCUUGAUUUGCUGGGCACCACUGCUGAUAAUGAUGUUGAAGAUGAUCUUCACCAACACAUCAUUGGAGCACUGCAAGGGCUUCCCCCUGGACACACAAAACCCAGACCUGCAGGAGAUCUGCAGUGUCUUUCUGACAGCUGUGCGCUUGGCCUCGCUAAACCAGCUCCUGGACCCCUGGGUUUACCUGCUCUUCAGGAAUUUCCUCCUCGAGAAGUUCUGCCAGUUGGCCAGCGCCAUCUCCAAGUGCUCCACCAACCAGUGGAAGGAGAGGUCCAUCGCCCUGGCCGAGGAGAGCCGGCAGACCGAGGCCUGAGGGAACACCCAGCCCUUUGUGUGGAAACUACUUUAGCCAACAAGCAGUUUUAAAUUUUACUGUGAACUGGGCUAUUUGUAACAUGUUUGUGUCUGCAUAAAUAGCUGACAAUGGUGGCUUUAUAGUGCCAAAUAACUGUUUGUCCAAUGUGCCCACAAUUCGUAAAUACAGAAGAAGGAAUUAAGUUUGUUGCUGCAUUCUGUUGUUAUUGCCAUUCGUAACUGAGCUGC